This is a messenger RNA of Pyrus x bretschneideri (Chinese white pear), 1931 nucleotides long. Its product is annotated as serine acetyltransferase 2-like. The record is from RefSeq and is a predicted model, not a curated record. Gene Ontology annotation, molecular function: L-serine O-acetyltransferase activity. Lineage: Eukaryota; Viridiplantae; Streptophyta; Magnoliopsida; Rosales; Rosaceae. The coding region runs from base 305 to 1441 and encodes 378 amino acids. Gene Ontology annotation, cellular component: cytoplasm; cytosol. The transcript has 10 exons.
AUGAUAUGAACCAUCCAUUCUCAAAGAAUUCAUCAGAAACGCUCGCACCCUCCGCGUCUCAAUCUUCUUCUCCAUCUUCCCUUCCUCCCUUCGUUUCCAUCCACGACAAUUUCACGCCAAAAAUAUCCAAAAAAAUAUAACAAAAAAACGCAGCAGUGUCAUCACACCACGAGGACCACGCCACGACUUUCCGCCACACACACACAAACACCGCCCUCACUUUCUCUCUCUACCCCCACUCUGUUUUUUCCAUGAGGGAUUCGAUCCCUUCCUGAAAGCGCCGUCCUUUCUUUCAAUCUCUCUCAUGGCUUGCGUGAGCGAUGAGAGCUGGGUCGCUCUCCCCAAACUGCUCUCCGACCGCCUCUAUCUCCGGGAAGACGAUCGCCGCGACGACGACGACGACGAGCCUGGGUUUUUCGGGUCCGAGUCCACAGCGUACCGGUUGGAGAAGGUUUUUCCGGUUUAUGCAUUGGGGAUUUCGAAGCCUGCGUCCGACUCCGUUGUUGGACCCGCUUCCGUUUCUGGCGACCCGAUUUGGGAUGCAGUAAGGGAAGAGGCCAAGUUGGAGGCAGAAAAGGAGCCAAUUUUGAGUAGCUUCUUGUAUGCCAGCAUCUUGGCACAUGAUUGUUUAGAGCAGGCGUUGGGGUUUGUUCUCGCCAACAGACUGCAAAACCCGACGCUUUUGGCUACUCAACUGAUGGAUAUAUUCUAUGAUGUGAUGCUGCGUGAUGAAGAUAUUCAGCGAUCCAUUCGGUUAGAUGUGCAGGCAUUUAAAGACCGUGAUCCGGCCUGCUUGUCAUAUUGUUCAGCCCUAUUGUAUCUCAAGGGCUACCAUUCUUUGCAAGUACAUCGAGUAGCUCAUUCGAUGUGGAAUCAAGGACGUAAAGUAUUGGCCUUGGCAUUGCAAAGCCGAAUUAGUGAGGUCUUUGGAGUGGACAUUCACCCAGGUAUGCUCAUUUCUUCUCUGCAACCUGUAGGCAUCAUGAUGUUAAGUUUGUCACGAUACACUGCAAAAAUUGGAGAGGGAAUACUGUUGGAUCAUGGUACUGGUGUGGUUAUUGGCGAAACUGCUGUUGUAGGAAACAGAGUUUCACUGAUGCACGGUGUGACUUUGGGGGGAACUGGGAAGGAAAUUGGUGAUCGUCAUCCAAAAGUAGGUGACGGCGCACUAAUUGGAGCCAGUGCAACUAUACUUGGGAAUAUCAAAAUAGGUCGAGGAGCAAUGGUAGCUGCUGGUUCGCUUGUGCUGAAAGAUGUCCCUCCACACAGCAUGGUGGCAGGAAUACCAGCAAAGGUGAUUGGAUAUGUAGACGAAAUAGAUCCUUCGUUAACAAUGAAGCACGAUGCUACCAAAGAAUUUUUCGAACAUGUAGCUGUGCAGCGUAGAGAUACAAGACCUGCUGGGGGUCAGAGCUCGGGAAGAAUUGAUGGGAGCAUUUGAAAUAUGUAGUUAGGCGUAGAUCUUCGUUCCUAAAUUGCUAGCGUGAAGGCAGUUUGUGGUCUUCGGAGGGGAAGAUGACUUAUUUUAUCAGCUUGAAGUAUACAAUUUCAUUAAGCAUGUUCACCCUUCUGCUACCUAUGCUGAUGCUGAGGUUCUUGUACGAGCGGUUUAAAGUACUGGGGAUUUUAAUCUAAGCUCCUGGUUAACUUCUUUUUUUCUACCAAAACAAACAGCGAGGACCAGCAGCAAGUUUUUUACCGAUGAUCCAGAAAGAAUGAAUCCCCUGAUCGGAUGAGAAGUCGAAGGUAGUUGAGGGUCGAUUAUUUAUGUUAUCGUAGUCAAACUGAACUGCAUUAAUGUUUUGAAUGCAUCAGAAGAAUAGAAACUGAUAGGAGUUCUGAGUCAGUCAUAUUUUUCCCUGUUGGUGGGUGAACAAUGUAAUCUUUCCAUAUGUGACAAUGGCUCAUUAAUUUACCGCAAUCUUCCUGAA